AUGGCUUGGAGAUGUUCAGCCGAAACAAAUCUUGAACUAGUCAAGAACUUAUUUGACUCACGUAUAAUAACAAAGGAAAGAGUAUUCGCAGCUAUGAAGGCUAUUGACAGAAAGGAUUAUUCUCCCAAGUACCCAUACGAAGACAGUCCUCAGUCGAUUGGAUAUGGUGCGACCAUAUCUGCGCCACAUAUGCAUGGAUAUGCCUUGGACAAGUUGGAACCCUUUCUCCAGCCUGGCAUGAAAGCAUUGGACAUUGGAUCUGGAUCUGGAUAUUUGACAGCUUGUAUGGCUGCUAUGGUUGGAGAGACAGGACGAGUGGUUGGUGUUGAGCAUAUUCCAGAAUUAGUCGAAUCUUCAAAGCGUAAUGUCCAAAAGAGCCACAGUGACUGGUUGGAGUCUGGCCAAGUCAAGCUUGUCGAAGGAGAUGGACGACUUGGAUAUCCAUCCGAUGCGCCCUAUGACUGCAUCCAUGUUGGUGCCGCGACUCCAAGUACACCACAAGCACUCAUCGAUCAAUUAAAAUCGCCCGGAAGACUAUUUAUUCCCGUAGGAAAGUACUCGCAAUCCAUCAUCAUCUAUGACAAGGAUAAGGAUGGAAAUGUUCACGAAACCAAGUUUUUGGACGUACAAUAUGUGCCAUUGACGGAUGCAAAGGCGCAAAGAAGCUUCCAUCACCUCGGAUAA
Molecule: messenger RNA, 684 nt
Organism: Rhizopus microsporus ATCC 52813
Lineage: Eukaryota; Fungi; Mucoromycota; Mucoromycetes; Mucorales; Rhizopodaceae
Product: briggsae CBR-PCM-1 protein
Exons: 8
Coding region: 1-684 (227 amino acids)
Biological process (GO): protein modification process
Cellular component (GO): cytoplasm
Molecular function (GO): protein-L-isoaspartate (D-aspartate) O-methyltransferase activity
Source: RefSeq, a predicted model, not a curated record